UAAGAAAACUGACGCCUAAUCCAAACAAGUGAAGGAAAAAACUCUUGAAAAAGUAAAAAUUAAUUGAAACUACGAUGUUUGACGUCAACAUUCUUCGAAAAUAGAAUGCAAGGACUUACAAUGGUCGUUUUGUUUGCAAAAACAUUACAUUGAAAAAAUGUCUCAAACUCAGCUCUCCUUUGAAGGAAAGGACGCGAUGGCAGAUUUAUAGGGUGUUUAGUUUCCCAUAUUUCAAGAUUUGAAACUGGAUACCACUCGCACAGCAAGACUCAAAUUCUGGCUAAUCAAUAUUUAGCUACAGUUGUCAAUGAGUUUUGACUUGGCAUCCUUCAGACUUUCAAUGCGCAAACCAUGCCGCCUUGCUUGCGUUAGCGCGUUACAAGUGGUUGUGUCGAGAUCAAAGGUACACACAGCACUCGCGUCUCACUAUCUGAAGGUCGAAUCUGUGGAGCGUGGAGAUUUUUUUGCUAUAUUUUGAUAAUGUGCUUAAGUGAAAGAUAAGUGUCGGGAACAACAACACAAGGCCAGCCGAGGCGUCCGGACAAAUAGCCGCGUAUGGCAGCCAUGUUUUCAAUCUGUACAUUUGGAGUCUUCGCGGUUCUUGUCCAACUAGCCGGCACUCUAACCGUCGGAGACAAGCACCCAGAGCGUUUUGCGAGAAACCACAAAGAAUACCGGAUAACCAUUCCUUCAGUGCUCGACAGCAACGGUAACUUUGUAUCGCACGUGGUUCGUAAAUCACCUCACAACUCGCGCCUAGAACAGCAAGGUGACAGUGCGAAACGAAAUACAAGCGACGGCGAAAUUUUACACCUCGAAAUACCGACAUUUGAGGGGCAAAAACUGCAGCUUCGUCUGUCCAAAAACACAAAGUUCACAGCACCAGGGCUGGUGAUCGAAGAAGGCGAUGAUGUUAGGCAACACAACCUCGACUGUCAUUACACAGGACACAUAACGGAUCAGCCGAAUUCUGCGGUAUCGCUCAGCUUUUGUCAAGGUUUGAAAGGACUUAUCCAAACUGAAGAUGGAACCCACUACCUAAUUGAGCCUGUACGGGAGCAAAAUUCUUCAAACGUGGACGAUGAACAUUCUCAUGCUGUGUACAGGAGAUCGUUUGAUGAUUCCUUGUUACCAUGGAAACAACAAGGCACGGAGUUAUGCUCUGACCAAGAACCGAUUACUUUGAAACGUAGGCUUCGCUCGCCAUACCUCGAGUUGAGAAAUCGACAGAAAGGCCGUGAAAGACGUUCAGUUAGCAUGGAGAAAAACGUGGAGAUGCUGAUGGUCGCUGACAAGACAAUGUACGAGUUUUACAUGGGCGGAUUAGAAGAAUAUCUCCUCACUAUAGCCAAUAUGGUGAGCAACAUAUUUCGGAACCCAAGUAUCGGCACAGCGAUCAACAUUGUGCUGGUGCGAGUGAUGAUUCUAAAGGAAAAUCCGAGUGCCCUAAAAGUCACACAUCAUGCCGGCCACACUCUUAAACACUUCUGUCGCUGGGCGACUCUCAUUAAUCCUAAAUCAGAGGACCAUCCUAAUCAUCAUGACAUCGCAGUCUUAAUAACCAGGCAUGACAUAUGCAGGGGAAUCAACGAGCCCUGUGAGACAUUAGGUCUUUCACAGGUGAACGGUCUUUGUACCAAAGACAAGAGUUGUAACGUGAAUGAAGAUAAUGGCUUGAACCUGGCUUACACUAUUGCCCACGAGAUUGGACACAAUUUUGGAAUGUUACACGAUGGAAAUGAAAAUGACUGCAAGUGGAGUCAAGAUAAACCAUAUCUGAUGUCUCCUCAACUAGAAGCUUCAGGCCGACAACAACUGUGGUCUUCUUGCAGCAGAAAUUAUGUCAGGCGCUUCUUAAAUAAAGGCUGGGGCCGCUGUCUUGAUGAUGAGCCUGCAAAGCAUGACUUCAAGUUUCCCACAAUGUCACCAGGGGUGAUAUACGACGCCGACCACCAAUGCCGCUUGCAGUACGGCCUUGAGUCUUCUCACUGCACUGGUAUGAUGGACAUCUGUAACAGUUUGUGGUGUCGAGUUGGAAGAUCAUGUCACUCCAAAAUGGAACCAGCAGCUGAUGGAACAAAAUGCGGUGACAACAAGUGGUGUUACAAAGGAAGCUGCAUCGAGAGAGGAGAGAUUCCAGAGAGCGUCGAUGGCGGUUGGGGUCCCUGGAGAAACUACAGCCAGUGUUCACGAACCUGUGGCUCAGGAGUUUCAUUCACGGAAAGACAGUGUGAUAAUCCCCGCCCAGCUCAUGGAGGAAAGUACUGCAUCGGCGAGUGGAAGAAAUAUAAACUGUGCAAUACACAGCCAUGCCCAGCUGGUAGUGUGAGUUUCCGCGAGCUACAAUGUUCACAGUUUGACAAUAAACGCAUUAAUAACAAACAGUGGAAAUGGAAACCACGUUAUUCACAAGUCUCACCAUGCGAGUUGCACUGCACACCUAAAGGAUUGUUUGGUUUGUACUUCUCCAAGAAGUUGGCUGAUCAUGUGCAUGACGGGACACCUUGUUUUCCUGGAAAGCGUAAUGUCUGUAUCAACGGCAAAUGUGAGCAUGUUGGUUGUGAUAACGUUCUCCAUUCAAGCGCUAAAGAAGAUAAAUGCGGUGUUUGUCGUGGGGAUGGGACAGCGUGUGAGACGGUCAAGUCCACUUUUGACCAGAGAACAGGAAUAGGGUACGUAGAAACAAAAGUGAUUCCAGCUGGAGCCAGGAAUAUACGCGUGGAAGAAGUGGCCAGUGCUCCCAACUACCUAGCGUUGCGAUCGUCCAGCGGUAAAUGGUAUCUGAAUGGUGAUUGGUACAUUCAACAGAGUGGUGAAUACACCGCCGGCGGUACCACAGUGUUCUACAAACGAACACACAACAAGGAGACUUUCCAGGCCCUGGGGCCGACCACGGAUGACUUACAUAUUAUGCUCCUGUUCCAAACAAAAAACCCAGGAAUUAAAUUCGAAUACACAAUCCCUAAGAACCAGACGAUCACCCACAAACUGGUGUUCAAAUGGAAAUACAGCGAGUGGACACCAUGCUCGGCUACAUGUGGCGUAGGUUCCACACGUUCUGAAGUGGAGUGUAUCGAGGAGAGUGGUACACCGGUGGAUGACAAAUAUUGUAAGCCGCUACCAAGACCAGAUGACAGACAGAAGACUUGUAAUGAAGACCCGUGUCCACCCACAUGGUGGAAAGGACCAUGGCAGAAAUGUUCUAAAAGCUGCGGCAAAGGAAUCUCAAUUCGUUCAGUGAUUUGCAUCAGAAGUGCUGGAAAUGACGAACAAGUUGCAUUAAAAGACGAAGAAUGUACAAAGAUCAGAGAGAAGCCUGAUGUUGUAAGGUCGUGCUUCAGGAAACCGUGUCCAUUGGCGUGGGCUGUGGGCGCCUGGACAAAGUGUUCGGUGUCCUGUGGCCAAGGAAUCAAGAAACGAAGAGUAACUUGCCCAGCUGUAGACCCUAAACAGAAGUGCGACAGUAGAGCUGUACCUAUCUCCUGGGCCUACUGUAACGACAGACCGUGUCCUAAGCUCACUCCGCCGCCCCGAACUAUGGCUGUUAUUCGAGGAAGUGAUGCAGGAAUCGAACCUGUGGCAGGAUCUGUUACCAAGAAGAGCUGCACUGGACGGGACUGCCAGCAAUGGACAGUGGGAGCGUGGAGUAAGUGUUCGGUAACUUGUGGUGAAGGGUAUCAGUUCCGUCUUGUUCACUGCGCAGGCUCAGACAUACACUGUAACAAGGACACUAAACCGCCAAAACAAAGGAAAUGUUCCAUGGCCUCCUGUGCGGAGUGGAAUGUUGGUUUCUGGACGAAAUGCUCAACUUCUUGUGGGAGCGGAACGCGCAAGCGCAGUGUGAAAUGCAUUGCUGUUAAAACUGGCUUGGCGUCGACACAAUGUACCCUAGUUAACAAGCCAAACACUCACGAAGAGUGCAAUAACAAGAAGUGUCCAAGUGAAAAAACAGUUCAGUCGCGCGGUCAACCAAAUCCAAGCUGUGCUGAGAGUAGCAGAGAUACUUACUUUUGCAAGUUGGUUGUACUUCACAAAUUUUGCCGAUUUAAACACUGGAAGGACAGAUGUUGUAAAACAUGCCUGACGUCGACGUCCUGACACAGACAAAUAAAAGAUUGGUGCUAUUGCAAGGCAAAACCAAUGCAAUAUCAUAGAAUGAACGACACUACAACGAAUGGUCAUCGGAGAUGGUCGGAAUACGGAUCGGUACCGUUCGGAAAGCACGAGCAUGAAGAUUAGGUACAAGGCUGAUGUAAAGAUUAGAUGGGAACAUACGGAAGAAACAUCAUGUUUUUUCACGUAAAGUUAAAUUAUUUACAGUUUGUCCUUACCAUGGGACUUAAGAUAUUCUCAAUUUUAAAGUUUCAAAAUCGAUUUCAAAGAAAUUGAUAUUUUCUGUUUUCACUCCCGAUUUCUAUCGAUAAGCAAAAGGAAAAGCAAUUAGUUUAAUAUCAUAUUAAUAAUUAGAACAAAAUAUCCGGUAUCUCGGAAAACCGGUGUGUGUAUGUCCUUUAAAAGCUUUGAGAGUUGUGUUUAACAAACAAAUUCUCCUUCUCUGCGUCCUUACCCUUGUUGCAUUUUAAGUUGGGAGAAUUUGAUCAAAAUAUUUUCUCUCAUCUUCCCGUCCUACCUGAGUCCGAGAGAUGAGAGACCCUGGGGACGAGGUUGGUUAGUGUUUAGUACCAGGGAAUUUACAGAUUCUCUGGUAGUUUUCAGUGUCUAUCAUGAUUUCAUUAUUGUAUUAGUUAGAAAGCAAUAGGCUUUUUGUACAUGCUGCUUUCUUAUCUAUCUCGCCAUUUAGUGAAUAGCGCUUCACGGUUUAAGUUCAGUAGUUUUCAGACGAAAUUUAGACGAUACUUUUUAGACGAUAUUUAUUAAGAUGCACGCGAUGACAGAAAAUUCUAGAACAAAUAAAGUAAUAAAAGAUUGUUCAA
Orbicella faveolata is the source of this 4934-nucleotide messenger RNA. Its product is annotated as A disintegrin and metalloproteinase with thrombospondin motifs 7-like. Gene Ontology annotation, cellular component: extracellular matrix. The record is from RefSeq and is a predicted model, not a curated record. Gene Ontology annotation, biological process: proteolysis; extracellular matrix organization. Gene Ontology annotation, molecular function: metalloendopeptidase activity. Lineage: Eukaryota; Metazoa; Cnidaria; Anthozoa; Scleractinia; Merulinidae.